AUGCCAGAAAUAAUACAUCUUGUUUCCUUCCUACAUUCAUCACUCUUGUUUCCUUCCCUCCCAUAUCAUUCUCAUCUCAUUAUCCUCUCUGUUAACUCAUUUUUUUUCCAUCUCUCCUCCCUUCCCUCCUCUAUUCAGGUUAUCAGAGUCACCCACAGUAUGCAAAGGAGAGAAUUCUACAGUAACAGUUUUCACCUCCUUCCCAUCCUGCUCAUUGUUAAUUUUUCUCCUGCUUCUCUCUCAAACUCUUUUUUUCUCCCAUCCUUUCUACUGUUUAAUUAUAUUCCCAUUUUAUCACACUUUUUCCUUCUCAUCAUCUCUUAUCCUGGAUUAUCACUUUCUCCUGUUUCUCUCAAUCUUUUCCCUGCUACUGAAACUUUUCCUUCCCAUCCUCUCCUCCCACUAUCACACUUUUCCUUCUCAUCAUUUCUUCUCUUUCUCCUUCCCAUCCUCUCUGCUCAUUAUCGCACUUUCUCCUGUUUCUCUCUCACUUACACUCUUUUCCCCUCCCAUCCUUUCUACUGUAAAUGCUCCUUCCCAUCCUCUCUCCCCACUUCCCAUCCUCUCUGCUCAUCAAGAUCUUCUCACUCUGAACAUGUGUGUGUGUUUGUGUGUUUCAUUUCUUCUCUGACCUUCCCAUCCUCUUUUUACAAUCUUUUCUCCUCCUUCCCCCACCAUCAUACAUUCUCAUCAUUUUAUCUUUCUCUCAUCCUCUUUCACAUCCUCUCCUCCCACUAUCACACUUUUUUUCUCCUUCCCAUUCCCACUCAUCCUUCUCUUUUUCUCUUUCCCUUCCCAUCCUCUGCUGUCAUCCACUCUCUGUUAAUUAUCACUUUUUUUUCCCUCCCAUCCUCUACUGGUUAUCACUCUUUCUCCUUCCCAUCCUCUCCUCCCAAUCACUUCUCAUCAUUCUUUCUCCUUCCCAUCCUCUCUGCUCAUUAUCAUUCUCCUUUUCUCUCACUUACACUCUUUUCCCCUCCCAUCCUUUCUACUGGUUAUCACUCUUUCUCCUUCCCAUCCUCUCACACUUUUCCUUCAUUUCUUCUCUUUCUCCUUAUCACACUUUUCUCUUAUCCUUUUCUAGUACACUUUUCUCCUUCUCAUCAUUUUCCUCUCAUCAUUUCUUCUCUUUCUCCUUCCCAUCCUCUCUGCUCAUUAUCGCACUUUCUCCUGUUUCUCUCUCACUUACACUCUUUUCCCCUCCCAUCCUUUCUACUGGUUAUCACUCUUUCUCCUUCCCAUCCUCUCCUCCCACUAUCACACUUUUCCUUCUCAUCAUUUCUUCUCUUUCUCCUUCCCAUCCUCUCUGCUCAUUAUCGCACUUUCUCCUGUUUCUCUCUCAUUUACCUCUUUUUCCUCCCAUCCUCUCUACUGGUUAUCCUCUUUUCUCCUCAUCCAUCCUCUCCCAUCCCUACUAUCACUUCCCAUUUUCCUACUCAUCAUUUCUUCUCUUUCCUCCCAUUCUGCUCAUCCUCUCUCUCUCAUUAUCGCUCUUUUCCUCCCAUCCUUUCUACCUGUUUCCUCUUUCACUUCCCAUCCUCUCUCCCUUUCACACUUUUCCUUCUCCAUUUCUUCUACUCCUUCCCAUCUUCUCUGCUCAUUAUCGCACUUUCUCCUGUUUCUCUCUCAUCACUCUUUUCCCCUCCCAUCCUUUCUAUCCUCUUUCUCCUCCCAUCCUCUCCUCCCACUAUCACACUUUUUCCUUCUCAUCAUCUCUUCUCUUUCUCCUUCCCCUCUCUGCUCUCUCCUGUUUCUCAUUAUCACCUUUUUAUCUCCUGUUUCUCUCUCACUUACACUCUUUUCCCCUCCCAUCCUUUCUACUGUUUUUCAUUCUCAUCCUCUCUCAUUAUCCUCUAUUUCACACCUUCUCCUUCUCUUAUUUCUUCUUUUCUCCCUUCCCAUCUUCUCUCUUCCUCCUUUUUCUCUCUCACUGAUCCUUUCUAUCCUCUUUCUCCUUCCCAUCCCUCCUCCCCCACUAUCACACUUUCCUUCACUUUUUCUCUUCUCCUCCUCCUCUACUUUUUCUCCUCUUCUUCCCAUCCUCUUUUCCCUCCCAUCCUCACAUCCUCUUCCCAUCCUUUCUUGUUAUCACAGUUUUUCUCUCAUCCUCAUUCAUUAUCCUCUUUUCUCCUUCUGCCCUCUCCUCUUUUUUCCUCUGCUUUUCCUUUUUUACUGAUUAUCACUCUUUCUCCUUCCCAUCCCACUAUCACACUUUUCCUUCUCCUCCUCUCUACUUUUUCUUCUUCCCAUCCUCUCCUCCCACUUUUCUUUUCUCCUCCUUAUUACUUUCCUUAUCCUCUUUCUUUAUUCUUUCAAUUCUUUUUUUUUUUCUCUAACUUCUUCAGUUUCUAUCUAACUUCUUCAGUUCUCUACUCUUUAUUAAUCCUUCACUUUCCUCUUCCACCUUUCCCUCUGCAACACCUUCUUUCUUUUUUACUCUUUCAUCUCUUCUCCUUUCUCUUUUUACUCCUUCUUUCUGCUAUAUAUAGCCAGAAGCAUCCCAAUUCUUUAAAUCCAUUUUAUUUUUACCCUUUAGUUCUUAAAUGA
Messenger RNA from Acanthosepion pharaonis, 2547 nucleotides. The record is from the annotation of a GenBank genome assembly. NCBI's taxonomy places the organism in Eukaryota, Metazoa, Mollusca, Cephalopoda, Sepiida, Sepiidae.